Penaeus monodon (black tiger shrimp) is the source of this 729-nucleotide messenger RNA. RefSeq lists its product as uncharacterized. Gene Ontology annotation, cellular component: extracellular region. The record is from RefSeq and is a predicted model, not a curated record. NCBI's taxonomy places the organism in Eukaryota, Metazoa, Arthropoda, Malacostraca, Decapoda, Penaeidae. Gene Ontology annotation, molecular function: chitin binding.
UAAAGAUACUCAGCUAUGCGGAGUCUCCGGCACUUUUUCCUCCUGCUACGAGAAGGACGCUCCCGAAGCCGCGUCCUGCGCGUGUCAAGUCAACGAAGGCUUCCUGGCCGACCCCUACGACCCACGGAAAUUCGUGAUGUGCUUGCCCGACGGGAGCCAAGUCUCCUCCUUCUGCCCGGUCGAAGGCGAGGUGUUUGACGUCGUCGGGAAUUCGUGCGGCUUGCCGACGACCACCACGACCCCUGAGCCCAUCGUGUGUGCCGAAAUCGGAUACUUCAAGCUAACGUGCACCUCCUACUACGCGUGCCCGGUGCUUGCCGAGCCGGCGCGAGUGUUCGAUUGCAGCGCAGGCGAGCUCUACGACGAAGGCGCUGCAAAAUGCGUGCCGGCGGAGGACCUUCGACCUCGUCCCUUUGUAUGCGGCUGUGACGACGGAGCAUUUCCGGACACGAUCGACUGCAGCCGUUUCCACAUCUGCGCCGCAGGGAGCGCGGUGGGAGAGCCCUUGUCAUGUCCAGAGGGCCACUCGUUCGACAGCGAACGCGGUUUCUGUGUGCAGGGAGAGUGCUUGGUGAACGAGUGUCUGGAGGCUGUUCGGAUUUAGCGCUUCCCCGAGGCAUCCCGCUGACACGUAUCGAAAGUCUGUUUGUUUUCGUUUUGUUACCACGGAGGAAGGAACGAAAUAGAAGAAAAGGGAAACACCAACGGAUGCAGAAAGUUGAUUGGGUU